AUGGCUGUCGCGUCUCGCAAACUUCGGCCGGCCGACUCAGUGCGUCGGCGACCUCAUAACGAUAAAGGAGCGACUUGGAAGGAGCCGCGCUUGCUGAGGGCAGAUAAUCUGACCACUUCGCCUGCUACCCGAGCCAGACCCUAUAUCACUAAAGACGGCAAGCCCAACUAUGACAAUCGCUACGACAUGAGCGUCACAACUCUCAAGCGAGAACAAUCUUCCCGGACGAAGUCGUCGGCUCGCUCUCCAGAAUCGACCAAGGAAGAGCUUCCGACUGAGGACGGAUUUCAUGCGCGUCCGUCAAUCAAGCUGCCUAUCCCUGACCACAUCAAGGCCAUGCUCGUUGACGAUUGGGAGAAUAUCACCAAGAACAACCAACUGGUUCCGCUUCCUCACCCCCACCCAGUUGAUGAUAUUCUGAGCGACUACCUCAACUACGAGCGCCCCAACAGAGAAGAUGGCUCUGCGAACAUGGAUAUUCUCGAAGAAGUCGUCGCAGGACUGCGCGAGUACUUUGAGAAGUCUUUAAGCCGGAUCCUACUGUACCGGUUUGAGCGCCCCCAGUACCAUGAGAUCCGUAAGUUGUGGGAGAAGGCUGGCGAGGAAGACAAGCACAAGUCUGUCUGCGACACUUAUGGACCUGAACACUUAUGCCGCCUGAUGGUAUCUCUUCCCGAGCUCGUUGCUCAGACAAACAUGGACCAGCAAUCCGUGGCGCGUCUGCGUGAGGAACUCUCCAAACUCACUGUUUGGCUCGGCAAAAAUGCGAAGAACUACUUCGUCAGCGAGUACGAAACCCCUUCUCAGGAGUACAUCGACAAGGCUCGGAGUUUCUAG
Molecule: messenger RNA, 837 nt
Organism: Colletotrichum orchidophilum
Lineage: Eukaryota; Fungi; Ascomycota; Sordariomycetes; Glomerellales; Glomerellaceae
Exons: 4
Coding region: 1-837 (278 amino acids)
Biological process (GO): chromatin organization; regulation of DNA-templated transcription
Cellular component (GO): NuA4 histone acetyltransferase complex; Rpd3S complex; nucleus
Source: RefSeq, a predicted model, not a curated record